AUGGAGAGUGGAAAAAGUUUCACUGAUAGUGGAAAACAUCAUCGGACUCAGAUGGGCAAGAAUGGAUUCCAGUGGAUGGAGUGUGGGAAGAACUUCAGUCAGAGCGGAUACCUGAAUAUACAUCAACGGACUCACACAGGGGAGAAACCUUUUAAAUGUAUCGAGUGCGGAAAGAGUUUUAGUGAUAAUGGAAAUCUUAGAAGACACCAACGGACUCACACAGGGGAGAAACCAUUUAAAUGCUUGGAGUGCGGAAAGAGUUUUAGUGAUAAUGGACAUCUUAGAAGACACCAACGGACUCACACAGGGGAGAAACCAUUUAAAUGCAUGGAGUGUGGAAAGAGUUUUAGUGAGAAUGCAACCCUUACAAAACACAAACGGAUUCACACAGGGGAGAAACCAUUCAAAUGCAUGGAGUGUGGAAGGAGCUACAGUCACAGUCAACAUUUCAACACACAUCAAUGGACUCACACAGGGGAGAAAGCAUUUAAAUGCAUGGAGUGUGGAAAGAGCUUCAGUCGCAGUGAACAAUUCAACAUACAUCAACGGACUCACACAGGGGAGAAACCUUUUAAAUGUAUGGAGUGCAGAAAGAGCUUCAGUUGCAAUAAAACCCUUAGAAGCCAUCAACGCACUCACACAGGGGAGAAACCAUUUAAAUGUAUAGAGUGCGGAAAGAGUUUUAGUGCUAAUGGAAACCUUAGAACACAUCAACGGACUCACACAGGUGAAAAACCCUUUAAAUGCAUGGAGUGCGGAAAGAGCUUCAGUCACAGUGGACACCUUAGAGAACAUCAACGGACUCACACAGGUGAUAAACCAUAUAAAUGUAUGGAGUGUGGAAAGAGCUUCAGUCAGAGUGGACAAUUCAACAUACAUCAACGGACUCACACGGGUGAUAAACCAUAUAAAUGUAUGGAGUGUGGAAAGAGCUUCAGUCACAAUGGACACCUCAAUACACAUCAACACACUCACACAGGGGAGAAACCAUUUAUAUGUAUUGAGUGCGGAAAAAGCUUCAGUCAGAGUGGACAACUCAAGAUACAUCAACGGACUCACACAGGGGAGAAACCAUUUAAAUGUAUUGAGUGUGGAAAGAGUUUUAGUGAGAAGGCAACCCUUAGAAACCAUCAACGGACUCACACAGGGGAGAAACCAUUUACAUGUAUCGAGUGCGGAAAGAGUUUUAGUAAUAAUGGAAACCUUAGAAUACAUCAACGGACUCACACAGGGGAGAAACCAUAUAAAUGUAUUGAGUGCGGAAAGACUUUUAGUGAGAAUGGAAACCUUAGAAGCCAUGAACGGACUCACACAGGGGAGAAACCAUUUAAAUGUAUUGAGUGCGGAAAGAGCUUCAGUCGGAGUGGACACCUUAGAAGACAUCAACGGACUCACACCGGUGAAAAACCAUAUAAAUGUCAGGAGUGUGGAAAGAGCUUCAGUCGGAGUGGACACCUUAGAAACCAUCAACGGACUCACACCGGUGAAAAACCAUAUAAAUGUAUGGAGUGUGGAAAGACUUUCAAGCAGAGCGGACACCUCAGUAUACAUCAAUGGACUCACACAGGGGAGAAACCAUUUAAAUGUAAUGAGUGCGGAAAGAGUUUUAGUGAGAAUGCAACCCUUAGAAACCAUGAACGGACUCACACAGGAGAGAAACCAUUUAAAUGUAUGGAAUGCGGAAAAAGCUUUAGUGAUAAAGCAACUCUUAGAAGACACAAAUGGGUUCACACAGGGGAGAAACCUUUAAAAUGCAUGGAGUGUGGAAAGAGUUUUAGUGAUUAUGCAGCCCUUAGAAGCCAUCAACGGACUCACACAGGGGAGAAACCAUUUAAAUGUAUGGAAUGCGGAAAGAGUUUUAGUGAGAAUGCAAACCUUAGAACGCAUCAACGGACUCACACAGGAGAAAAACCAUUUAAAUGCAUGGAGUGUGGAAAGAGCUUCAGUCAGAGUGGACACCUUAGAAGACAUCAACAGACUCACACGGGAGAAAAACCAUAUGAAUGUAUGGAGUGUGGAAAGAGCUUCAAUAUGAGUGGACACCUUAGAAGACAUCAACAGACUCACACGGGAGAAAAACCAUAUAAAUGUAUUGAGUGUGGAAAGAGUUUUACAAUGACCUCUGCAGGAAAUCAGUCUUAA
Lacerta agilis (Sand lizard) is the source of this 2142-nucleotide messenger RNA. RefSeq names its product oocyte zinc finger protein XlCOF6-like. The transcript has 4 exons. The record is from RefSeq and is a predicted model, not a curated record. Bases 1 to 2142 code for a protein of 713 amino acids. Gene Ontology annotation, biological process: negative regulation of transcription by RNA polymerase II. Lineage: Eukaryota; Metazoa; Chordata; Lepidosauria; Squamata; Lacertidae. Gene Ontology annotation, molecular function: DNA-binding transcription repressor activity, RNA polymerase II-specific.